AUGGCAUACGUGUUAACCGGGAACCUAUUGACCGCAAAAGCGGUGUUCAUUACAAUGGCUCUGUUCAAUACUCUUAGGACUACUUUGAUGACACUGUUUCCCUACGCCAUCGCCCAAUGGGCUGAACUGACGGUGUCGUGCUCUCGCAUCCAGACAUUCUUGGAAUUGGGGGAAAUGGAGCCUAAAACAUAUAACACUAAAGGUUUUGGUGAUUUAGCUGCCUUUCCCAAAACAAAUGCAAAACCAAAAGUAAUUGUCAAUAAUAUAUCCGCCAAAUGGAGUGAAGGCAGUCCUUAUGAAACAAUUCAAAACAUUUCAUUCAAUAUAAAACCUGGAGAUCUAUUAGCGGUGAUUGGACCGGUAGGUUCGGGAAAGAGUUCAUUAAUCAUGUCUAUACUUAAUGAGCUACCGGUGCUCGAGGGAAGUAUACAAACGGUGGGCACCAUUAGCUAUGCCUCUCAGGAGGCCUGGAGUUUCAAUAAUAGCGUCAGAAAUAACAUACUAUUUGGCAGUGAAUACGAUGAGCACCGGUAUAGACGGGUAGUCCAUGUUUGUGCUCUGGAAAGGGAUCUCCAGAUAUUCCCCUUCGGAGACAAGACAUUAGUCGGAGAUAAAGGG
Oppiella nova is the source of this 618-nucleotide messenger RNA. NCBI's taxonomy places the organism in Eukaryota, Metazoa, Arthropoda, Arachnida, Sarcoptiformes, Oppiidae. The record is from the annotation of a GenBank genome assembly.